AGAACAGAGGAGCGUAGAAUAAAAAUUGGGUUGCCUGACGCUGUUCACUAAGCCAUUUCAGUAUUCAUCCCCUAGUAGAUAGCAUGUAGCGACCGUACUUGGCGCUUUUCGACAUGACGCCUAUGACUCCGUCGCCGCAUCGGUUCCUCGCUGGUCAACGUCGACAGGCUUCACCUACGAAGUCCACAAGGCAACCGUCAGCACUUCGCAAGCAAUUAGAAAAUGAUUCAGAGAGCGCGGCUGUGGCCAGGUUUGCUGCAGCCCCUCGCUUUUCCGCUUCUAGGGUAGGGCCACAAAAUCCCACAAGGCCGCCAUCUCCACCGCGGCCGAGGUUGAUAGAUGCGCUACGGCCAUCAACGAGACUACACGAGGAUGUUGAAGAUGCGCCAGCUCCAGACUCUCACCAUGAUGAGGAGAUGCUCGAUGUGGAGGAGGCGAGUGCGCUACCAACCACAGAAAGCGACAGGCUGUUAUUCGAUCAUCUGACGCACGAUCUCCCUCUGUCGCCGAAGCGGCGACGAACGAACAUUGAACAAGGUAUGAGCGUGCGUCCAACAGCCCCACCCGCCAGACCAACGUUCAGACCUCCCGAGACAACAGCUUUAAGCCUGAACGCGACACCAGCUGCGCGCUUCGUGGCCGCUCAAAGUCCAGCUCCCUUGACCACCUUGGGCGACACGCAACGGCCAUCAUUUCUGCGAUCGUCAGUUGCGCCCCGAGAGCCAUCGGAGCCGCUGCCGGAGGCAUUCUCGCCCCACCGUCGAGGUCAGAAGUUCAUACCCGGUGGCCUCGCGGCCACCGUGCAACAGUGGGUUAUUGAGACUGGACAAGGUGCAGUACAGAGCAGGCGAGGUCAGGCUUACUCGCGAGGAGAUGAUUAUGUGCUCAGGAACAAAAUCAUGCAGACGCGUGGUAACGGCCCUUUCACUCUUGUGGCAGAUGUCAGUGGCACAAGUCAUAUGAAUGUUUUCCUAGCGGGAGCUCACUGUACUAAAGGUGUAAACACGGUUCGGGUCGGGAGCACUGUAGGUGUUCGCGCUCCCGUGUGGGACAUUGACAUCGAGGGACAAACGUGGAAGGUUGGUAUUGACUGGAAGUUGUUGUCCUAAUGUCGAGGUUCGGCGAAUUCUAAGCGUGAAAGGCAGUCGUUUAACCCGUUCUGCAUUCCGUUUAGUGUCCGAGUUGUUAAUACAGUGCUGAAGGCGAGCGGUCGAACACGAUGCGGACGAUUCUUCAUCGUCGAACACGGGAGGGCGCGUGUACCUGCAUAAGCGGGACGCGUAACAACACGAAACUUGGUUGACUCUGAUGGUUGCCAGCCAUCUGUUUAGAGUGUGGCUGAACCUUAAAGAGCUUGAGCACUCUCACAUCCACCCUGCAACCAAGCAACCUUGCAUAACAGCCUUACCCUGCAAGCGAGCUUGAACAUUCAC
Molecule: messenger RNA, 1433 nt
Organism: Baudoinia panamericana UAMH 10762
Lineage: Eukaryota; Fungi; Ascomycota; Dothideomycetes; Mycosphaerellales; Teratosphaeriaceae
Exons: 3
Coding region: 114-1109 (331 amino acids)
Source: RefSeq, a predicted model, not a curated record